AUGGCUUCUCUGAGAGUGCCGGAGGUUACUGCUCCGAUCCAGGACAGCGAGCGACUCAGAAAGGCUUUUCAAGGAUUUGGGACAGAUGAGGAGGCAGUAAUAUUUGUAUUGGGACACAGAAAUGCAAACCAAAGGAAGAAAAUUAGAGAAACCUAUCAGCAGCUUUACAAGGAAUCACUCAUUGAUCGUUUACAUUCUGAACUCUCCGGAGACUUUAGAAAUGCAGUGAUUCUAUGGACAACUGAUCCUCCAGAAAGGGAUGCAAAAUUGGCAAAUACUGCAUUGAAGGCUAAGAUAAAAGGGAUUAAAGAACUACAAGUUCUAGUUGAAAUAGCAUGUGCAUCGUCUCCUAACCAUCUAAUGGCUGUGAGGCAGGCUUACUGCGCUCGCUUUGAUUGCUCACUGGAGGAGGAUAUUGCAUCCAAUGUUUAUAAGCCCCUCAGUAAGCUUUUGGUGGGCCUAGUGAGCUCCUACAGGUAUGAUAAAGAGGUUGUGGAUCCUGACGCAGUGAUGCUGGAGGCAGCAAGACUUCAUGAGGCAAUCAAUAAGAAGGAAUUAGACCAUGACGACAUUAUUUGGAUACUUAGCACCAGAAAUAUUUUCCACCUCAGGGCGACUUUUGCAAGCUACAAGCAACUAUAUGGGAAUGCAUUGGAGCAGGAUAUCAAAAACUGUGGAACUGGAGAUUUGGAGUCUCUCUUAAAUGUGAUAGUAUGGUGCAUUGAUUGCCCUGAGAGACAUUUUGCUAAGGUUAUAAGAGACUCAAUUGUUGGGCUGGGAACUGAUGAAGAUUCUCUCACCAGAGCGAUUGUAACUCGAGCCGAAAUCGACCUGUUGAAAGUUAGAGUGGAGUAUGCCACCAUGUACAAAUCUAGUCUUGAAGAUGGAGUCGCUGGAGAUACCUCAGGAGACUACGAGAGGUUCUUGAUGACUUUGCUUGGGAAAAUAAUCUGAUACUUCAUAGCCUUAAAACUUCUCUCUGGUUGUAUUCUGGUCGUUAUCUGAGAUUGCUUCAUGGUUAAGACUUUGGAACAAAUGUUGCAGGAGUGAAGGUUGAGACUAAAACCAAUUGUUAGUGAUUCUGAAUUUGCUGUUUGUAAAUAUUUAUUGUGGGCUGAUAUUUAUGUGAGAAAUUAGAGGACAUGGUGUAUGAAUAUCAAGUUGGUAUAGUGCAUGGUGUUGCAAACCUAACAGAGAAACUAUGCUGUUUAUAUUUGGCAUUUUCAGGUGGUCUCUACUUUGAAGCUUUA
Molecule: messenger RNA, 1250 nt
Organism: Neltuma alba
Lineage: Eukaryota; Viridiplantae; Streptophyta; Magnoliopsida; Fabales; Fabaceae
Product: annexin D3-like
Exons: 6
Coding region: 1-954 (317 amino acids)
Biological process (GO): response to salt stress; response to cold; response to water deprivation
Cellular component (GO): plasma membrane; cytoplasm
Molecular function (GO): calcium ion binding; calcium-dependent phospholipid binding; phosphatidylserine binding
Source: RefSeq, a predicted model, not a curated record